This is a messenger RNA of Artibeus jamaicensis (Jamaican fruit-eating bat), 2086 nucleotides long. RefSeq names its product nei like DNA glycosylase 3 (gene NEIL3). The record is from RefSeq and is a predicted model, not a curated record. Gene Ontology annotation, molecular function: damaged DNA binding; zinc ion binding; DNA N-glycosylase activity. Gene Ontology annotation, biological process: base-excision repair. The transcript has 10 exons. Bases 61 to 1881 code for a protein of 606 amino acids. Gene Ontology annotation, cellular component: nucleus. NCBI's taxonomy places the organism in Eukaryota, Metazoa, Chordata, Mammalia, Chiroptera, Phyllostomidae.
UUGCGCCCCAGCUUUUCCCCUAGACUCCUGAAACUAGGGGCCCCAGUGCCGGAUCGGGAAAUGGUGGAAGGACCAGGUUGUACUCUGAAUGGAGAGAAAAUUCGGGCGCGAGUGCGCCCGGGGCAGGUGGUGACGGACGUGCGGGGGAGCGCCUUGCAGAGCCUGGGGAGCCCGGGCUUGCCUCACUCUGUCUCAGGGGCCGCGGUGUCUUCGCAGGCUGCUGCAGUGAGGGAGAACGCGGAUUCCAGCCGGCACGCCCAGAGACUGUUGACUGGGUCCGUGUACAGCGGCACGGAGACUUUGGGGAAGGAGCUCUUCCUGUACUUCGGCCCGAAGGCUUUGCGGAUUCAUUUCGGAAUGAAAGGCUCCAUCACAAUUAAUUCACUUGAGCAUAAAAAUAAAAGUGGAGUUUCUCCCGUGUUGGAAGUCCAGCUCACCCAGGAUUUGGUUUGUUUCUUUGACUCCUCAGUGGAACUCAGAAACACAGCAGAAAGCCGCCAAAGAGUACGAAUGAUGGAAGGAUUAGAUGUGUGUUCGCCUAAAUUUAGCUUCCCCAGAGCUGAAAAAGAGGUUAAACAGCAGAUGGGACGGAUGCUCUGUGAUGUGUUACUGGAUCAGAGAGUCCUGCCGGGGGUGGGGAACAUCAUCAAAAACGAAGCUCUCUUUGACAGUGGUCUCCACCCAGCGGUGCAGGUUUUUCAAUUAACAGAUGAACAGAUCCAUCACCUUGUGAAAAUGAUACGUGAUUUCAGCAUUCUUUUUUACAGGUGCCGUAAAGCGGGAUCUACUGUUUCUAAACACUUUAAGGUUUAUAAGCGUCCUGACUGCGGUCGGUGCCACUGCAGAAUAACUGUGUGUCGCUUAGGGGACAAUCACAGAAUGACGUACUUCUGUCCUCGCUGUCAGAAAGGAGACCCACAACAAGUUGACAUAUGCAAGCUGCCGGCUAGAAUCACUGCACUCGGCCAGACGUCCAGCAGAACGCAACGUCUUGUGGACCACGUGGCCGGGAGAAGUGAGGCGUACUGGGCAUGCGCGGCCUGCACACUCGUCAACCAGCCUACUUCCACCGCAUGCGAUGCUUGCCUGACUGCCAGGCCUCCUGAUUGGAUACUGAAGAAGGAAGAAAAUUCUGCCUCUAACAGCUUAGUGAAGUACCCCUGUAAUAGCUUUGGAAAACCUGGUACCCAAGUGAAGAUCAACAGGAAAACUGCAUUUGGAACUACAACCCUCGUCUUGACUGAUUUCAGCAAUAAAUCUAGUCCUUUGGAAAGAAUAAAAAGCCAACACCAGAUACCACAUGGGGAAUUUGGAAGCUCGGCUCCCACUGACGUUCGUCUCGGUGGUACACCUCCCCGCUCCGAGGAGAGAGCCCACAACCCCACUCACCGACCUACCACAAUAACUGCACCCUCCACUGUCCACCCUCGGUCUCUGUUAUCCAGUCCAGCAUGUAAGAAACUGAGAACAGCCCACCACUCAUCGCCGAGUCUCGAAAGUCACAGCCCUGGACCUUCUAACAGUGAACUUCAGACUAGCAGGACAGACGGUGCUGGUGCAUCGGCAGCUCACAUCCCUCGCUGCGGUCAACACCGCCGCCCCUGCGUCCUCCGAGUGGUGAGGAAGGACGGCGGGAACAAGGGCAGAUGCUUCUACGCGUGUCCUCUGCCUAGGGAAGCACAGUGUGGAUUUUUUGAAUGGGCAGACCUGUCCUUCCCACUCUGCAAGCACGGCCAGCGCUCCGUCCUGAGAACAGUGUUGAAGAUGGGGCCUAACACCGGGAGGACGUUUUUUGCAUGUCCUCUGGGUAAGGAAAACCAGUGCAAUUUUUUCCAGUGGGCGGAAAGUGGACCAGGAAUGACCAUCCCUCCAGGAUGCUAAUCUUUUCCCCUCCUGUGACAUAUCUAACGUGUCGUCUCUUCAAACUACAUGUUUAGCCCCCUUUUGUUUAACUGAAAGGUUGUAGAGUAUCUGUGGCACUUUAUCAAGUUAUUGCAACGUUGGAAAACUUUUUUUUAAUGUAUGCCAUCUUUCUAUUUUAUGUUUUUUUAAUUUACCUGAUGAAUGCUAUUUGUGUUUUAUCAAA